CACAUUUGGUCAUUCUGAAUAUGAAGAUCUUCAGUCCCGUCAUAUACCUUACCCGCCGAGUCUGGGCAACGUUCAAAUUACUAUGUCGUGCUAUGAAGAAACUCCUGUGGAUGAUGCUCCCAUUCUAUUGUCUCACCACAUUACUCGGACUUAUCCAAGGGCCCAUUCUGGUCCAAUGGUACACGGGAACAAUGGACCAGUUUGCUCGCCUCCUCGUCAACAAUCUCUACGAGAUCAAGAUCCUGGAGUUUUUCGGCGAUGCAUAUGGAGACAGCUUUGUAGAUGGCUUUAACCCUAUAUAUGGGAUAACGCCGAUUCAGAGCCCGCUGGAUUGGACUUCUCAUCUGGGACUCAGAAGACCCAGGGGUUGGAGUACAGAGAACGUUGAGAAUAUGGCAAGUCUAUACAACCUGUAUCGAAGGACACGUCGCUAUUCGAAUGACGAGCCUUGGCAGCAUUGGAUUUAUCUUUCGGCGCAAAUGGAGCCAUGGAAACAGCCCGACGGCCCGAUACUUCAUGAUCCUUGGGACCAAGCAUUUGUCAAGCUUCUGGAAUACAGAGAUAAGCAUGAGAAGUUGGGGCGGUCAAACUUCCACUACGUAUCCUGCCAUAAGAGCUUCCUUUGCGGGUCAUGGCGAGUCACUGCGCCAGCACUAUUACACUUCACCACCAACGCGACGGCAAGAAAGGGAUCCAAGAAGUACCGGGACUUUCCAUACCAUGAACCAGUAUCCGUGCGAGUAUUUGAGCUACCCCUCCGAGAAGUGGCUAUACCUGGCGUAUUUCCCACCUACUUUGAGCAGAUGCGGGCUCUCACAGCAAGCAAUUCGACCUUCUGGACGACCAAAGACACAUACUCUCACUUCGACCAAGUUCGCAGCCAAGCACUCCCAAUGCUAAGGCAACUGGAAAAAGAUUACCCUUGGUCUUACGGACUUCUGGUUAAAGCGGAAGAGAAAUGGACAAGCAUAUGGGCUAUGGAAGACACAGCGCUUGUGAUUGGCGCUUAUUUGAUUCCUUUUGCAUUUACAGCCAUUCCAACUUAUUUGUACAAGCUGGCACAAGCGCGGUGGAUCGAGGACAAGAAGCCCGAAGCCUCUGAAGCAGAGCUCAAGAGAAAAGAUCCUUUGGCGCGAAGUCUGGAAGAGUUUCUCGAGGCAAUGGGUGAUGAAGACAAGGAGAAGUUUCGGAAGACGGCUCGAGGUGGAAGACUGCUGAACAAGAUCGAAGCAGAGCUUGCGAUUGAUGAUUGGAACACUGGUGAGGAGAUGAUCCAAGAAAUCUCUGGCGCCUUGGGACUAGAUAAAGAUGGGAAGGUCAAGGGUCGGUGAUGGAGGACAUAACUACACUUCUUAGACCUUUGCUUCAGAGCACAUUAAGCACUAGCAGAAGAGUAAAGGAGUAAACUAAUUGCUUGGUUAACUGCCGAGUGUUCCCUUUUUAGAUGUUGGGAUGAGAAGACCCACAUAGGGCUGAAGCUAUACUGAUUUAGGAAGUUACUGGGAGAAACCUCGAUUUACCUUCUUAAUUAAGUUGCUGGUGUGAGAAAGGGUAAGAAGUUUGGAACUAGACUAACAAGCAAGUGUUAAAAAGCAUAUAGCUCGCAAUUGCAGUUCCUAAAAUUCCUC
Fusarium odoratissimum NRRL 54006 is the source of this 1628-nucleotide messenger RNA. RefSeq lists its product as uncharacterized. The record is from RefSeq and is a predicted model, not a curated record. Lineage: Eukaryota; Fungi; Ascomycota; Sordariomycetes; Hypocreales; Nectriaceae. The coding region runs from base 21 to 1331 and encodes 436 amino acids. The transcript has a single exon.